AUGAAUAAAGAAUUAAGUACAAAUGAUAAAGAAAUUACUAAAAAUUUGGACGAAAUUGUUAAUAACUCAGUUUUUCGACCAGAAGUUGAGUUCUUAUUAGUAGAAAAAACUGGUAAAUUAUGGCCUUAUUAUGGUGGAAAAAAAGCGUUAAGUGCUAGUACUCUCACAAAAGCUUUACGUGAGAUAGAGUAUAAAGACAUACCAGAGUAUAUCCUUCUCAAAGCCGCCGAGCGAGGAAAAAACUUUCAUGACAUUAUUCAAGAGUUCGUAAAAAGCGGCAAUCAUCCUCCUUUUGUUGAUUUAAUAGAGAGUAAUAAGUUAAAUAAUCUAGAUAAGAGGAUUCAUGAAACAGUUAAUUUUUUGAAAAAGGAUAAAUCAUUAAAACUUGGUCGUUUUCUUGGCAGUGAAAAACUUCAUUACGUUUUUUACAAAGACGAAUUAUUAGCCACUUAUGUCGAUUUGGAAUUUCAUGAUUAUAUUGUUGAGUUAAAAACUAGUAAUAUUAAGGCCAACAAGAGCCCGCUGGCUCUACUCGUUUUUGAGGUCCAAUUACUUAUUCAAUACUUAUGCACUGGUAAGAAUGUUUAUCUUUUGUGA
Ambispora gerdemannii is the source of this 597-nucleotide messenger RNA. The record is from the annotation of a GenBank genome assembly. NCBI's taxonomy places the organism in Eukaryota, Fungi, Glomeromycota, Glomeromycetes, Archaeosporales, Ambisporaceae.